Molecule: messenger RNA, 924 nt
Organism: Hyla sarda
Lineage: Eukaryota; Metazoa; Chordata; Amphibia; Anura; Hylidae
Product: olfactory receptor 2K2-like
Exons: 1
Coding region: 1-924 (307 amino acids)
Biological process (GO): G protein-coupled receptor signaling pathway
Cellular component (GO): membrane
Molecular function (GO): olfactory receptor activity; G protein-coupled receptor activity
Source: RefSeq, a predicted model, not a curated record
AUGGAAAAUUACACCUAUAGUUUCUUCAUUCUGACCUUUUCUACAUCCUCAAAGCUUCCUCCGGCUUUAUCUAUUUUCUUUUUCCUGAUAUACCUGAUCGGACUGAUAGCGAACUCCACCACCAUCAUAGUGAUAUACAGGAAUCGGCACCUACACACCCCCAUGUAUCUAUUCCUGUGUAAUUUGGCCAUUGUUGACAUUUGCUACACAACGACCACAGUCCCUAAGUUGGUUGACAUGUUCCUGACUGGUGACUAUACCUUGUCCUUUGCCGAAUGCUUCACCCAGAUGUACUUCUUCCUACAUGUGGCUACCACGGAGGACCUCUUGCUCUUCAUCAUGGCCUACGAUCGAUAUGUAGCCAUUUGUAACCCUUUACGUUAUCACCAAAUGUUGAAUAAGAAGACCUGUAUCCUCCUAAUGGUUGUGGCUUGGAUAACUGGAUGUAUCAACUCAACCGUUGCAACACUGACCACAUCUAACAUCCCAUUGUGUUCUUCUAACGUUGUCCCUCAGUUCCUCUGUGAAUUCAAAGCUUUCGCCAAAAUCUCCUGCCCUAACACUGGUUUCCAGCUAUUCUCUUACAUGGAAGCCAUAAUAUUUGGUGUAGGUCCUUUUCUGUGCAGUAUAAUGUCGUACACCCGGGUGAUCAUUGUUAUCUUACAUAUAAAGUCUAGUGAUGGCAGAAGAAAGGCUUUCUCCACCUGCUCGUCCCACCUCAUAGUCCUCACCAUGUAUUAUGGCACCUGGAUGUCCGUGUAUAUUAUGCCACCAAUGGCCGACCCACGGCUCUUUGAGCUGACUCUUACCGUUUUAUUUACCAUGAUCACCCCCAUGUUAAAUCCUUUGAUUUACAGCGUACGGAAUAAAGAUGUCAGGAGGGCGCUACUGAAGAUGUUUGGUUUCAGAGCAAGAGGAGAAUGA